CAAACUCGACAAAGUACAUCAGUAACAAUUUUUCUUCGUCGAGUUGAAAUUAUAUUUGGAGCUUUAGCUGCUGCUAGUCGAGUUUUAUCAUUUUGGAUAUCAACAGCAGUUACAAUUGAUCGAUACAUAUUAAUUUGUUAUCCAUCAUAUGGAAAAACAUUUUGUACAUUAAAUAAAGCAAGAAUUGUUUCACGAACAUUAUUUAUAGUUGCAUUUAUUUAUUCAGUUCCACUUCUUUUUGAAUAUGAAGUUAUAAACGUACCAAGUGUUUAUCAAAUGAUUCAGUUUGACAAUGAAUCAAUGAUAGCAAACGAUGAAAAACUUAAUAAAAACAGUAUGCUUGUGACAAAAGGUUAUACUGAUUUAGCUAAAAGAAGAGCAUAUCGUUGGGCUUAUCUUUUUUUUAAUGCCAUAUUUGUUUAUACAUUACCAACAUUAAUAAUAAUUUUUUCUAAUUUACAAUUAAUAGGUGCUUUAAAGCGUCAUAAAUCUCGUACAAAAUCUAUAAGAAAAAGACAUAGUUCGAAUCAAUAUGGAAAAAAAAAACGUCAAUCUCAUCGUCAUCGUCAUUCAAAAUAUUCUAUAACAAUAAUGGUUAUUUUUAUGGUAUUAGUAUUACUUUUAUGUCGAAGUCCAACAAUUGGUCUUUGGAUAUUAUGGUCAUUUGAAUUAACAAUAAAAACUUUUUUUGAUUCAUCAUCAAGUUCAUUUGUAAGACGUUUUCAUAAUAUAGCAAAUUUAAUUGCUAUUAUUAAUGCAGCUACAAAUUUUAUUCCAUAUUGUCUAUUUGGACAAUUAUUUCGUGAUAAAUGUGUAACAAUUUAUUGUUGUCGGAAACCAACAAGUGAACAAUUAGCAAAACAAGCAAAAAUAAUAUAUGAACAAAAAAAUGGACAUGUAAAAAUAAUUUCAAAAACAAAAACAACUAGUGAUGAACAACAUACAAUUCAGAUUGAAACAGACUGUUUACAUACAGUUUCAUCCGUAAAUUCUGAUUCACAAAGUGGAGUAAGUCCACCAUCUAAUGAUCAAAGUAUUCAACUAGUAUUUUAA
Molecule: messenger RNA, 1053 nt
Organism: Rotaria sordida
Lineage: Eukaryota; Metazoa; Rotifera; Eurotatoria; Philodinida; Philodinidae
Source: the annotation of a GenBank genome assembly